AUGUCUCAUGGCGCGUGCGGCCAGGGCGACGGCCGGCGUGGUGAGAGCUGCAACAACGCGCAUCGCAAGGCUGUCGCCAGCCGGCCGCUCGCUUUCACGACGGCGUCCAUCAAGAAGCGGAAGCUCGCCCAGGACCUGCCCCCCGAAGCCUCAGACAACUGCUCGCCGUCCACCCCAAAGCCUGCGCCCACGUCGGCCUUCGACCCGCCGCCGCCGUCAGCGUCGCCGCGCUCCUCUCCUCACCCGCCCUCCGUCGGCAGCCGCACCUCCGCCUCGCCGCCGCGCUACAUCCCACCGCAUCUCCGCGACGAAGUAUUGGAGCCCGUCGCCGAGUCAUACGGGCCCUCCUGGGACAACACAGCCAGCGGCGGCAGCUCCCCCAGCGAGGCAUACGCUGGCCUGAGCUUGGAGUCCACGAAUAGACCCGGCGCGCCCGCAGGAGAUCGGCGCGGCUCCUCCGCAGUGCCAGAAGGCUCCCGCUUGCAGAACCCCCCCUCCGGCGCCUCUGUACGCUCGCCCCCGCCUCGAUCAGCAUCCCCCGCAAAGAGAUCCGCGUCCGAAAUGGCUGGAGAGAACGACAGCAGGGAGCAGAUGGAGAUGGAGAACGGCACCGCGAGGGACUCCUCGGUGGACAUGCUCAGAGAUGAGCAGGCCCAGCCCAAGGACCAGAACAGCGGUGCCAGCUCCGACACCGCGUCCAUGUCCGUCAACGAGUCAAACACCGUAAGCACCUCGGCCACCAGCGACGCUGCUCCCUCACCGCCAAACCCCAAGGAACAACCCGCCUCCAGCGCUGCUGCGUCAGGCCCCUCGCUAGAUGAACAGGUGGUGCGGAUCAUGACGCUACACGAGGCUCUGCCUCAGGAUGGUCAGAAGGGCUAUAUUGUCAGCAUGUUUUGGCUGUCGCGUGUUCUGUCACGCGUGUCUGACAGCAAGCAAUUCGGCCCAUUCGACAAGUCGGCCUCAGAGGGUGAGGUAGGCCCCAUCAACAACGAACCUCUCUUUGAUCAAGAUGCCUCGGCCUGGGAGCAAGACCACGUCAGUGAAUCUUCCGGUCAGCUGUUCGUGCCCAUGAAGCCGGGCCUUCAGAUUGGUGAAGACUACGAAGUUUUUCCUGAGGAGGCAUGGAACUUGAUGGUCGAAUGGUAUGGCGUGAAGGCGGGUGUGCCUCCCAUCAUCCGCUAUGCUCACGAUACCGCGCCCCCCGGCUCUGGCGUGCAAAACGUUCAGUACGAAAUUUAUCCUCCGUUCAUCUCGAUCCGCAAGCUGCGCAAUGACUCGGAAGCUAUGACUGCUCAAAGAAUCAAGGAAAAUUCUAGCAACGCGGUCAGACUACUGUCAAGCCGGAGCGAGAGGUUUCAGAAUUUUUUGAGAAGGGCGAAAGAGGCAGCUGGAAUCCCUGUAACCACAAAGGUACAGAUCUGGAGAGUGUUGGAACCCAUUCAGACCGGCCCCGCAAGCCAACAAGAACCCAAGGCCGAGGUGCUCACUCCGGCCACGUCCCGUAACAGCUCUCCCGCCAGGAUGCCCCCGACUCCGCUGCUGAUUGACCUGGCAUCAUUCACAGCCAUGUCUGAGGGCACUCAAAGGGAAAUGGUUGACCACAAAGACGAGACAAACAACCCAAAGUACAACGGUAGCGUCAAGAUGGAUCUUGUCGGUUUGAACACCAGUCAGGUCCUCAUCUUAGAAGAACAGAUUGGUGGCCCUGCUGGUGGUGAGUUUGUUUCGGAUAAUGCGCGUAGGGCGGCGUCAAAACACGGCGUCUCACUCAGCACCAGUAAGAUCCCGGAUUCCAGGGGGGAUAGUGGACGCAGCAGCCCAGCGCCCGGUGGGCCCAUGACGCGUGGACGGACGAAAAACGGCAGAACACGUGGGACUGUUGGUUUGUCCAACUUGGGCAACACCUGCUACAUGAACUCUGCUCUGCAGUGCAUCCGUAGCGUUGAGGAGCUCACUGCUUACUUCAUGCAAAAUAAGUACAAGGAGGAACUUAAUGGAGAUAACCCGCUCGGUCACGGGGGUGCCAUUGCAAAGUCAUACGCAGGCUUGCUCGCAUCCAUCUAUGACGAGUCUUCUCCUACCUCUUUUGCGCCCAAGAACUUCAAGUAUUCGCUCGGACGUGCGCAGCCAAUGUUCUCUGGCUAUGGACAGCAAGACUCGCAGGAGUUCCUCAGCUUCUUAGUGGACGGUCUUCACGAGGACUUGAACCGGAUCAUCAAGAAGCCAUACAUUGAGAACCCUGAUUCGGAUGACAAUACCCAUAAAGACCCGGAAGCCAUCAAGGCGCUUGGCGAGAAGUACCGCGAGAACCAUCGUGCGCGUAACGACUCAGUCGCCAUGGACCUUUUCAAUGGUUUCUACAAGAACACCAUGGUCUGCCCGGAGUGCGACAAAGUCAGCAUCACCUUCGACCCUUACUCCUCCCUCACUCUACAGAUGCCCAUCGAGAAGAACUGGCAGCAUAGCAUCUACUUUGUGCCUUUGGUCGGCCGACCGGUACAGAUUGAUGUCGACAUAGAACCUAACAGGCCACUCUCAGCGAUCAAGGAAUUCAUCGGGCAGCGCAUCCCGGGUGUUGAUCCCAAGCGUAUCAUGAUGUCCGAGAUCUACAGCCACAAGUUCUACAAGCACUUUGAGGACAGACAAGCCAUAGUAGAAAGCAGCAUCCAGGAACGCGAUGAAAUUGUCGCCUACGAGCUGGACGAUGUCCCCACAAACUGGCCGCCUUCGAAGAAGUCUGGUAAAACGAGGCCUAGUUAUCCCUUCAACCAAUCCGAAGAUGACGAAAUCCCCGACACCGACUCUCCCCUCGCGGACAAGAUGGUGGUUCCUGUGUUCCAUCGUGUUCGCAAAGUUCCCUCUAACAAGUGGGAUGUAACUCUUUGGCCAACUCACAUUCUCGUCACGCGCGACCAAGCAAAGGACUCUGAUGAGAUCCUGCGUAAGGUCAUUGGCAGAGUGGCUGGAAUGACUACCAGGGAGAUUCUCAAUGUGGACGGUGCGGCUUCCCCACGUGAUGAGUCGGACACUGUAGUGACAGCGGACGAAGAUGCCUCUUCUAACGCAGAUGCACGUGUCCAAGCAAACUCGGUUGAGGGUGAUGAGAGCAUCGUGGAUGUCACGAUGACCGAGCCCGGAGAAGUGGAAAAGGCCAAAUCGGACGAAAACACCGACGAUGAUGUUGCCAUGCAAGAGCAGAGUUCAUUGCCGCCAGUGCUGCAGCCCGGUAGCUUCAUUGCUCCUGAACUCCGGAGGCUCUUCACCUUGAAGUACGCAAAAUUGGGCAAUGACAUCCUUCCGACUGGCUGGAGCGGGCUUGACGCUAGGGAGUACGCCACUCUGGAUUCUCGCAUUCCGACGCCCACAAGCCGCCGUUCAUCUAUCCAGUCCACUGCCAGCGGCUCGACCCAAGCAACUCAGCGCUCCGGUACUCCCGAAAGUGAUGUUGACGAGGAUACCCCUCAGUUUUCCAAUACCAUGGAGUCAUUCGAGGCUGAACCGAGCGAAGACGAGCUUGCACCUGUAUCGAUGAACAAACAGGCCAACCGCCAGAAGUUCCAGAACAAGCAAGCCAGAAGAGUCAAGGGUAAGAAGGGCAGAAAGAUGAAGACUUAUUCCCGGAAGGAUCGCCGCGCUGGUGCCAACGUCAGGGCCGGCUCCGAGCCCGUGUCUGAGCCUGAUGGCGAGCCCAUGCUUCUCCGCCCUGGUGAAGUGAUCAUCGUGGACUGGGAGAGUGAAAGCUUCGACGCCCUCUUCGGUGGUAAGAUUUCGGACAAGAAUGAGAUGCGCGGCAUGGGCACUUGGGAUCUGACCGAGACUUUGCCUGACGCCGAUCUUGCGGAAAAGAAGAAGAAGCGGGCGGCGCGGAAGAAGUCGGGCAUCACGCUUGAGGAUUGCUUUGCCGAGACUGCAAAGACCGAGAUCCUUUCUGAGGAGAAUGCGUGGUACUGCAACCGCUGCAAGGAACUUCGCAGGGCAAGCAAGACCCUCGAGAUCUGGACUGCUCCAGACAUUCUCGUCGUUCACCUCAAGCGCUUUGGUGCCAACCGCGGUUUCCGGGACAAGGUUGAUAUUCUCGUGGACUUCCCCAUUGAAGGCUUGGAUAUCAGCGAGCGUGUGGGCCUUCAUGAAGGCAAGCCUCUGGUCUACGACCUCUUUGCCGUGGACAACCACUUCGGUGGCCUCGGUGGAGGGCACUACACUGCUGUGGCAAAGAACUUCUACGAUGGGCAGUGGUACGAUUACAACGACUCGAUGGUCAGCAAGAAGAGCGCGUCGAACCUCGUCAGCGGCGCCGCGUACCUACUCUUCUACCGCCGUCGCCGCACCGCCGACGACGCCCCUUUAGGCCCGCCCUACCUGCAGGAAGUCGUCCGCCAGGCGUUCGCCCCCGCAUCUGAAUCCGGCGACGACUCGCCGUCGGGAAACGGCCAGCGUCUCGGCGGCUCAUCCCCGAAUGGGUCGCCGAGAGACUCAAGCGCAGCAGGAGCUGGUCCCCGGCGCGCGGCUGGUUUGGCUGGCGUGACGACGACAACGACAGCCCUGACGAAUGAUGACGACGACGACGACGACGACACGGACGCCCUGCCGCCGCCGUACGAGGACAACGACGAAGGCAUCUCCAUGGACGUCGUCCACAAGCCCGCCGCGGGCGGCGGCCUCACCGCCGCCACGCAACCUUCGUGGGACUGGCCGAAGAACUCGCGGCAGCAGCAGCAGCAGAUGGACGGCGGGGCCGACGACGGCGACGACGACGACGACGGCGACAACACGGACGUCGCCAGCGACGUCGCAGCCAUGCCCGAGUCGGCCGGCAGCGACAUCGGCGACCGCCUGAUGGAUUUCGAGGGCGAAGAUGGCCUGCUGUCCGGGCCGGGCAACGUGACGCCGGUGGAUUCGGAUCACGAGGGCGGCGGCAGGGGCGGGGCGGAAUGCCCGCCCGCGCUGCUGAACGUCGGCGCGGACUUGGAGGCGGAGGCGGAGAUGCCGGAUUUGGAGGACGACGUGGCGGAGGUGCGGGUGGAUGAGAAGGACGUCAAGGUGGAUUAG
Messenger RNA from Diplodia corticola, 5052 nucleotides. RefSeq names its product ubiquitin c-terminal hydrolase. NCBI's taxonomy places the organism in Eukaryota, Fungi, Ascomycota, Dothideomycetes, Botryosphaeriales, Botryosphaeriaceae. The coding region runs from base 1 to 5052 and encodes 1683 amino acids. Gene Ontology annotation, biological process: protein deubiquitination. The transcript has 4 exons. The record is from RefSeq and is a predicted model, not a curated record. Gene Ontology annotation, molecular function: cysteine-type deubiquitinase activity.